Molecule: messenger RNA, 819 nt
Organism: Saccharomyces paradoxus
Lineage: Eukaryota; Fungi; Ascomycota; Saccharomycetes; Saccharomycetales; Saccharomycetaceae
Gene: GPN3
Product: putative signal sequence-binding GTPase GPN3
Exons: 1
Coding region: 1-819 (272 amino acids)
Molecular function (GO): GTPase activity
Source: RefSeq, a predicted model, not a curated record
AUGUCUCGCGUUGGUGUUAUGGUGCUAGGACCUGCAGGUGCGGGGAAAAGCACAUUCUGCAAUUCCAUUAUAUCGCAUAUGCAAACUGUAGGACGAAGAGCACAUAUUGUAAAUUUAGAUCCUGCUGCAGAGGCUACCAAGUAUGAGUUUACUAUUGACAUUAGGGAUUUAAUUUCCUUGGAUGAUGUCAUGGAAGAAAUGGAUUUGGGCCCCAAUGGUGCACUAAUAUAUUGCUUCGAAUAUCUUUUGAAUAAUUUAGACUGGCUUGACGAGGAGAUCGGAGAUUUCAACGAUGAAUAUUUGAUCUUUGACUGUCCCGGCCAAAUUGAACUAUACACGCAUAUCCCUGUCUUACCGAACAUAGUGCGCCAUUUAACCCAACAAUUAAAUUUCAACCUUUGCGCCACAUACCUUUUGGAGGCGCCAUUUGUGAUAGAUAGCUCAAAAUUCUUUAGUGGAGCACUAUCUGCUAUGUCUGCGAUGAUUCUAUUGGAGCUACCCCAUAUCAAUGUGUUGAGCAAAUUAGACUUGAUAAAGGGCGACAUCAAUAAAAAAAAACUGAAAAGAUUUUUGAAUCCCGAUGCAAUGUUAUUAAUGGAAACAGAAGGAAUGAACCAAGCAUCCAACCCUAAAUUUCUAAAAUUAAAUCAAUGUAUAGCCAAUCUCGUUGAUGAUUUCGGUAUGGUUCAGUUCUUACCUUUGGAAUCUAAUAAUCCCGACAGUAUAGCAACCAUAUUAUCGUAUGUCGAUGAUAUAACACAAUGGGCAGAAGGACAAGAGCAGAAAGAGCCCAACGACCAAAUAGAUAUCGAAGAAUAG